CCCAAAAGAUAGAAGAAAGAUGGUGACGAAUUCGUCAAGUUGUUUGAGCAUUCUGAAUAUUUCACGAUAAUAUUAUUCUGAAAAGAGAAUCGCGUGUUCCACACAAUAGACACUCGCUCAAGUUGAGUUAAUGCAAUUGCAAAAAUCACUACGUUGUCCCGGUGUGUCAUCGUAAAUAUUUUGAGAUAAUUUUAACAAAAACAAUCGUGGUCGAGAUAUUCUCGCCACAAUGUUCUCGACAAUUUCAUCCAAGUUGUAUCGAUGAUGAUGAUUAUGAUAACAGAAUAGUGUGUGAUAUCAUUCGUAUAGGUGACGUCGCAACGUUUGAUCUUGAAGGUUACUUUAACUGACUAGUUCGUUACUGCUCCUCCACAGGCCUGAACAGCUUGUACUGUGACUUCUUGCAGCAUAUUGACAAGAAGUUAUCAUGGCUUCGGGAAUACUGCAGAAAGCCAUAGACCUUGUAACAAAAGCUACAGAGGAAGAUCGCAAUAAAAACUAUGAAGAAGCCCUUAGGUUAUAUGAACAUGCUGUUGAAUAUUUCCUGCAUUCAAUAAAAUAUGAAACCCAUGGAGAUAGAGCUAAAGAAAGUAUAAGAGCAAAAUGUUUGCAGUAUUUAGAAAGAGCAGAAAAAUUGAAAGCUUAUCUGAAGAAAAGUAAGAAAAAGCCAGUCAAAGCUGGAGAAGAUAAUUCCAAGAAUGAAGAUAAGAAGAGUGACAGUGGUGAUAGUGACACUGACAGUGACCCCGAAAAGAAAAAAUUGCAAAGUAAGUUGGAAGGUGCUAUAAUCAUUGAAAAACCAGAUGUUAAAUGGAGUGAUGUAGCUGGUCUUGAUGGAGCUAAAGAAGCUUUAAAAGAAGCUGUUAUUCUACCGAUUCGUUUCCCUCAUCUCUUUACUGGUAAACGAAUACCUUGGAAAGGUAUUCUAUUAUUUGGGCCACCAGGUACUGGUAAAUCCUACUUGGCAAAGGCAGUGGCAACAGAAGCUAAUAAUUCUACCUUCUUUUCUGUAUCGUCAUCGGAUUUAGUGAGCAAAUGGUUAGGAGAGUCGGAAAAACUUGUAAAAAAUUUGUUUGAAUUAGCGCGACAACACAAACCUAGCAUUAUAUUUAUUGAUGAGAUAGAUUCACUGUGCUCAUCACGUUCUGAUAAUGAAUCAGAAUCUGCAAGGAGAAUAAAAACAGAAUUUCUUGUUCAAAUGCAAGGCGUAGGAUCCGAUAAUGACGGCAUACUCGUGUUAGGAGCGACAAAUAUACCUUGGGUUUUGGAUUCUGCAAUCAGACGAAGAUUCGAAAAAAGAAUCUACAUUCCUCUGCCCGAUGAACAGGCGCGCGCCGUUAUGUUCAAACUCCAUCUGGGUAAUACGUCACAUUGUUUAACAGAGGAAGAUUUUAAGAAAUUAGCGGCGGCCACUGAAGGUUAUUCGGGAGCCGACAUAAGUAUCAUCGUACGGGACGCUUUGAUGCAGCCAGUUCGACAAGUACAAACAGCAACGCAUUUCAAGCGUGUCAGAGGACCGUCGCCGAAGGAUCCUUCUGUUAUUGUUGACGAUUUACUUACUCCAUGUUCCCCUGGUGAUCCAGCUGCUAUCGAAAUGAGUUGGAUGGAAGUAGACGGUGACAAAUUGUACGAACCGCCAGUUACCAUGAAAGAUAUGUUGAAAUCGCUAUCAACUACCCGUCCUACAGUGAAUGAAGAAGAUAUGACGAAAUUAGAGAAAUUUAAAGAAGAUUUCGGACAAGAAGGUUGAGAAGUUCUUUUAAUUCAACCAAUAUGUUAGUUGUACAUGCUUGCCUUACUCCUCUUACAAUAACACUCGAUCAACGGUAUCUGUAUAAAUAUAAUCGGAAACGAGUUCACUUUUCUCGUCUCCUUUUUAGCUCUCAUCUUUUUUAAGCGCAACAUGCAAUAUUGGAUACGAUUUCGUAUCAGUAAGCUUAUUGCUUAAUUUACUUAGCGAAAAUAGUGCGUAUACAAAAAUCACAAAAUAAAUUAUAUAUUUUGAGAUAAAGAAUUCUUAAACUUAUCGAACACAGACAGGAGGUAGAUUAUUUUUUAUUGUAAAGUGUGAGGCAAAGGAGAAGCCUAUAUUGGUGGUGUCUAGUAUAUAUAACCUAUAUGUAUAUCUAACAAAUUAAAUCUAGAUUUUAUAGUUA
Messenger RNA from Pseudomyrmex gracilis, 2156 nucleotides. RefSeq names its product vacuolar protein sorting-associated protein 4B (gene Vps4). Lineage: Eukaryota; Metazoa; Arthropoda; Insecta; Hymenoptera; Formicidae. The record is from RefSeq and is a predicted model, not a curated record. Bases 428 to 1750 code for a protein of 440 amino acids. The transcript is spliced from 7 exons. Gene Ontology annotation, biological process: endosomal transport; vacuole organization. Gene Ontology annotation, molecular function: ATP hydrolysis activity; ATP binding.